AUGGAACUAAUCGAUAUUCUUUUAUUGUCAUUUUGUUCAAAAAAGAUUAAAGAAAGGAUAGAAUCAACUAUAAAAUCAAGACUUGAUAAGAUCAUUUCCAUCACAUACACCUCUUCUGGGCCAGAAUACGCUACAAUUUCAUCUUCUAACACUGAUGACAAGGAGUUUAUGAAGUUGGUACCAAGAGAAGAAGGUAGAAACCGGCCUGACGUUCGAAUGAAUCUGUUUGGAAUCGACGUGGAUUGUUGCAUGGCAACUAGGAAUCAUCCAUUCUUUAUACUAUGCAAUCAGCAAAACGGAGAGCAAAUGUUACAGACCAUCCACAACUAUUUCAGACAGUUUUUCGGGUCAUCUAUUGAAUAUAACUUGAAAAAUUAUUGCUCGUCUUACAUACCAAGACUGGAGAACAUCAAAAAUACUACUCUUUAUUUUGGGAUUGAAGAAGCAGCUGCACAAUUGUUGGAUGGGUACUUAACUCUCUCACCCUCACAGGAAUAUAUCGCAGUCUUUUCAAGCGGAGGUUUUGAAUAUGAAAGAAAUCUGAAAUUGGCUCAGACCAAUGUUCUCGAUAUAGUGAUCUCAGGCAGUAGAGCUGGAGGGCUUUUAAAGAAUUUUACUGGACGACAACUGUUUAUAAGUGAUGGAAUAGUCACAGAUGACGAUGUCAUUCAGUUUCUGGACAGUUGGAUGUCAAAUCAAACACAUCAAAAUUUGGAGUACUUGAAAAUAAAUCGCGGGAGAGGAACUGAUCUAAAUCCAGAGAAAAUAAUGAGAAAUAUUGAUAUGAAACGAUUUGAUCCGAAUCAGAAGAUGCCGGUUUACCAGUGUGAUAAGAGAGAAGUUUUUGACUACUGGAAAAUAGAAGAAUUCAGUAGUCCAAACUUCAUAAUUCGAGAUACUGAUCAACACGUGACAUCACUGCAAAUCACAACACGAGGAAUCCAAUUUGCUUCAUGGAAAAUGACAGAAGAGGAGGUUAUGAGAGAGAGAAUUCAGAAGAAUUUCCAGAAAACUCCACUCCAAGAAGCAUCCCCUCCCAGAAACUCCAUCAAAAUUUCGAAAUUUUCAUGUCUAAUUCAACGUGAGAUCUUGUCGAAUAUGGAGUUGGUGGAUCUGUUGAUGAUGGCUUCUUGUUCUCAGAAAUUCUACCAAAAUAUUAAAUCAUUGAUGAGAAGCCGAUUCGACAAGAUAUUCACAAUCACUUAUGAGUCGGGAAUUUCGCCGUGUAUUUCAUCGUCUAGUAGUGGAGACGAACCAUUUAUGAGUAUCAAUCGGAUAUUUGAUUUCAGAGGUCGUCCACGUAUUUCAAUGAAUCUUCUCGGAAUGGAUUUACAAGUAAGUAUGCCAACCAGAAAUCAUCCACUUAUGAUACUAUCCGAUUUGGAACAGGAACAAACACUGCUUCCAUCUAUCCACAAUUAUUUCCUUGACUUCUUUGGUUCAUCCAUUAAAUAUCAAUUGAAUGAUCACGUCCUGACGCCACCAUUUUCAAAACUGAAGAAUAUCACUAGUACUGUUUUAUCGAGUGAUAUAGGAGUGGCUGAAUUUCUUAAGAUCUCUCCUAAUCAGGAUUUUAUUGCACUAUCUGAUUUUCAUAACCAUUUGCUUGGGGGAAGUCUGGAAUUUACUAAGACGAAAGUGUUAAAUAUCAGCAAAGCGUUUCGCUCGGUAGAUGAUACUUUAUCCAAUUUCAAAGGAAGACAGUUGUUUAUUGACGAUGGAAUCAUAAGCGAUGCAGCUAUCAUCCAAUUUCUGAACAAGUGGAAAUCAAAUGAAGGAUAUCAGAAUUUGGAGUAUAUCAGUAUUUCUGUCUCAAACCCUCUUAAUCCAAAUCAAAUAAUGAAUAGUAUUCCAAUCAAUCAGUUAGACUCAUCUGUUCAAGUGCCAGUUUUCCGAGUUGCUCGAAAAGAUCGUUAUGGGAAACAUUUUUGGAGAAUCCGUAAGUUCAGCAGUCCAAAUUACAUUGUGAGAGAUUCGGAUCAAUACGUGGCAUCCAUCUUGAUUACGGCGGAUAAUAUCACUUUUGCCGCGUGGAAUAUGGCUGAAAAGGAGUUUUUGGAGAAACGUCCCGUCAAGAGAAUCUAUUGA
Messenger RNA from Caenorhabditis remanei, 2088 nucleotides. RefSeq lists its product as uncharacterized. The record is from RefSeq and is a predicted model, not a curated record. The transcript has 5 exons. NCBI's taxonomy places the organism in Eukaryota, Metazoa, Nematoda, Chromadorea, Rhabditida, Rhabditidae. Gene Ontology annotation, molecular function: protein binding. Gene Ontology annotation, biological process: embryo development. Bases 1 to 2088 code for a protein of 695 amino acids.